AGUUGCCUCAGGUAUGACAUUAUGGAGAUUAGCUGCAUACCUUUGCUUCCUCCUGGCUCUAUCCUCUGCAGAUCUUGUCCAGUAUAAAUCAAGUUUUCAGCCUGUGUCAAUAGAAUGUAAUGGACUCUUGCAACAUGACUCAGCUCUCAGAUCAUCCCUGAUGUCCUUUGGUGAAAUUGAGUACAGGUCAUCUUUAGGGUCAGAUCCAGUAUACAGCAAGUUACCAAGGUGCUUAGUUUCUCUUGAGUACAACAAUUUUGUAUUACAGGGAAUUGGAGAAAUAUUAAAAGAAACCUUGCAAAAUGCAGUUUCAUUACUGCAAGCAAACUUUGUUUCAGAUCUGGAUACAUUUGACUCUGAAAAUGGGUAUCUCCGUGUUUAUGGAACACUUUUUCAAAGUCAUAGCUAUGUAAAAGCUGUUGCAAACUUAUGUGGAGUUCUUGGGACUGAACAUCGAUUCAAAUGUUAUUUUGUUGAUGUUAUGAAGGAUCCGUCUGUCUUAGUUGCUAACCCUAGACCUAUUCCCUGGAUUGAAAUAAAAACUCACAAUAUGACAUCAUCUGUUGUCAUGACUGCUCCUCAUCCUAACUUAUGGAAGUUUAAACAACAAGUUGGAAUUGCUGAUGAAACUCAGCCUGAAAAUGACAAUAAAAAUAUAGCCCAAUGCUUUGACAAUGAUUGCUCUGUAAAUCUGGCUAGAGAUGAGCUAUUGUACAGUUAUGAUUAUUGGAAAAAAGAAAUAUUACCUCAUAAACCGAUGAAAAUAGCUUAUCUUGGAGAUACUGGUAUUGCAGAGGCACCCACAGAAGUAUUGAGAGUCCUUAAUGGUGAAAGCAACAGCCUAUCAGCCUCUGAGAUUGUGUUUGUCAUCUACACAUUGCAUCCUGAUGAUUGUGGUAGCUGUAGAAAUGCUCUACCUGAGUUGAAGCAAUUAAGAGAGAAGAUGAGGACAAGUCGCUCUAAAUUUUACCAUGUAAACUGUGACAAACAACAUGUUGUGUGCUCUAAACAAAAGGUUACUGGAUUUCCUACAUUCCUUGCCUACAAGAUACCUUAUCAGCCUAAUGUUCCAGCUUGCCCAAAAAGUAAGAAUGAGUUGUCUGUUGUGAUAUAUCAUGGAGCUUAUCAGGCAUCAAGCUUGAUUGGGUGGUAUGAGGAUGUUAAUGACAUGGGUGUUCACUUUGGACAACCUCAUGAUUUUCAUGAAGGAUGCAAUGUCCAUAUCACAAUAAACACUUCCAAAACAAGUUCUGAUGGUCUGCUGAUUGACUGUAUGGUAGCAAUGUGCAAGGAGCUUCCAUUUUCUGAGUGUUUUAUUCUACAAGAAAAUGAAAACGAGGCCAUUUACGUAAAUUCAGUUGAGUUGAAACGAAGAGAUGGUGUAACUGCCAUGAUCUAUGAAGACAGUGUGCCACUAGACACAACAUUCACCAGAACCCAACUCCUGCACCAAUACCACGGUCAACAUCAUUACAACAACCCUGACUGUUCUGACAACCCUGCAGACUGUGUCCAACUACUGCAAGCAUUUAUCAUGGAACACAGUCGCAUACCUCUUACUGAGCUCUCCCCUAUAGUGUUCCAUUCUCCGGCCAGCUAUCAGCCAUUAUUUGGAAACUUACCCAUCCUGGUGGCUCUAGUUGAACAUGAUCACAUCAUCUCCAAGUCUAAGUUCAUGGAGACACUACAGCAGGUGAGCAUAAGGUAUUACAAAAAUGUAGCCACCAGUUUUGUUGAUGUUGACAGAUACUCAACAUGGGUUCAUGGGAUGUCUCCCACAUCAGAGACCUUGUUCUCAGAGGAUAGCUGGAUGUUUAAGUACCCAAGAGUUCUGAUAUUUCAGCUGAGUGAUCAUAAGAAAGCUGCAUUUCUGAGGGUUGUUGGCGAGGAGCUCACAGAGGAACAUAUUGUGAAGUUUAUCGAAGAUUAUCUUGUUAGUGAGAAUAUGGAGCCUUGCAAUGGAAUAUAAAAUAUUGCUUUUUUAUUAAUAUAGCAAACUACUUUUAUUUAUUACAAACUACAUUUAUCUAUGAUUUUUGACAUUUUGAAUUCGUACAAAAAUUGCAUGAAUAGUGAAUACUCUUUAUUUAUUCAUAGUUUUUAAAUUAUUGUCAAAGAAACGUGGUUUGGCUACUAUUAUUUGAUAUUUUACAAUUAGUUGUUUGAUUUUUAACUUGUAUGUUUAGCUUUAUAGUUUAUAAUAAUUACUUAUUAUAUAUUUUAAUUUCAAAAUUGUUACAUCGUGAAUUGAGGAAUGUUAUUAUGAUAUUAUUGUUAUAUCUGUAAUUGUGUCUGAUUCUCAUGUCGAUUGUUAUCAAACAUACUUAUCAUGGAAUAUUAGUUGAUGAUUUUCUUUAAAGGUUUUAAAAUUAUUUAGCUAUGAGCUAAUUCAUUAACUGUUUAAAGUUAUACACAAAUAAUUAUAAGUUAGUUCUACGCAGUUUGAUAGUUGCACUUUAUAUUUUAUUAUGACAACACAUUACACAAUAUAUAUUAUUUUAUUCUACUACUACAAGUACAAUUGAUGUUGAUUUUGAUAAUUAUGGAUAAGUGUGUUUAUU
Molecule: messenger RNA, 2561 nt
Organism: Bolinopsis microptera
Lineage: Eukaryota; Metazoa; Ctenophora; Tentaculata; Lobata; Bolinopsidae
Exons: 2
Coding region: 14-1969 (651 amino acids)
Source: RefSeq, a predicted model, not a curated record